CCGCGCGCGCCGCUCCCCGCCCCCGCCCCAGCCCGCUCCGGCUCAGCCCCGAGCCGCGGCCAUCUUGGCGCCCGGUGGCUGCCGGGAGCGAUGACGCCGUUACCCUGGUGACGGCGGGGCGGGAGGGACCGGGGCGGAGCAGAAGUGGCUACUUCCGGUGGGGGCGGGGCCAGGCCGGAAGCGGCGGGAGGAGGAAGAGUGGCCGGCGGGGCUCAGGGCGCCCGGGGGCGAUGGUGGUGCCCGGGCUGGAGCUGCCCGCGCAGGCCGUGGCCGGGAUGGUGGCCGACGUGGUGUUCGUCAUCGAGGGCACGGCCAACCUGGGGCCCUACUUCGAGUCGCUGCGCAAGCAUUACCUGCUGCCCGCCAUCGAGUACUUCAACGGCGGCCCCCCAGCUGAGACAGACUUCGGGGGAGACUAUGGGGGCACCCAGUACAGCCUGGUUGUGUUCAACACGGUGGACUGCGCCCCGGAGUCCUAUGUGCAGUGCCACGCCCCCACCAGCAGUGCCUACGAGUUCGUCGCCUGGCUGGACGGCAUCCAGUUUGUGGGGGGCGGCGGCGAGAGCUGCAGCCUCAUCGCCGAGGGGCUCAGCACGGCCCUGCAGCUCUUUGACGACUUCAAGAAGAUGAGGGAGCAGAUAGGCCAGACCCACAAGGUGUGCAUCCUGAUCUGCAACUCGCCCCCCUACCUGUUGCCGGCUGUGGAGAGCACCACCUACUCCGGCUACACCACCGAGAACCUGGUGCAGAAGAUCGGAGAGCGCGGGAUCCACUUCUCCGUUGUGUCCCCCCGCAAGCUGCCGGCGCUGCGGGCGCUCUUCGACAAGGCCACGCCCGGCGGGAUGCUGGAGGCCCAACCCAAAGACUUCAGCCAGGAUCCCCGGCACAUGAUCCUCAUCCGCGGCAUGGUGCUGCCGGUAGGUGGCAGCGCAGCCUCUGGUGCCAUCCAGCCCAAGCAGGUGGUGCCCCAACCGCAGCUCCCCACCGCGCCCCCGCAGCACCCGCCGGCCCCGCAGCAGCCCCCUGCCGCCCGCCUCCCAGCCCUACCAGGUACGUCCCCCGGGGGGGGAGGGGUCUCGGGAGGGCCUGGUGGGAGGGGUGGGAUCCUGACUGCUUUCCCCCUCCCCCUCACAGUCACCCCGCUGAACGCCUUGCCGACGCCCUUCAGCCAGGCACCCGCGCAGCCGCUCCCCACCGGCUCUGUCCCAGCCAUGGCCCCCAAGCUGCCGCCCUCCUCCCAACCCAGCCUGGUCUCCACCGUCACCACCAACCCCAGUCUGCUGACCCAGCCGCCCGGCCAGCCCCCCCCGCAGCCUGGGGCCCCAGCCAUGCCUAGCAGCGUGGCCCCCAGCGGCGUGAGCGUGACCCCCCCGGCGGCCCCCCAGCUGCCCGGGCCCCAGCAGUCGGUCACCAACAAGGUGCUGGCCUGGAACGGCGUGCUGGAGUGGCAGGAGAAGCCCAAACCGGCCUCAGUGGAGUCCAGCACCAAACUGACCCGGUCGCUGCCCUGCCAGGUGUACGUCAACCCCGGGGAGAACCUGCACCGCAUCAUGGGCAACGGCUUCGCGGGCUGCGUGCACUUCCCCCACACGGCGCCCUGCGAGGUCCGGGUGCUGAUGCUGCUCUACUCGUCCAAGAAGAAAAUCUUCAUGGGGCUGAUUCCCUACGACCAGAGCGGCUUCGUCAACGGCAUCCGCCAGGUCAUCACCAACCACAAGCAGGUGCAGCAGCAGAAGAUCGAGCAGCAGCGCAGCAUGGCCGGCCAGCAGGUGAGCCCCGCCAUGGCCCCGGUGCCCAUCAUGGACGACCAGCAGCGGCAGCAAAGUCUGGUGAGUUUCUGCGGGGGUGGGGGGGGUUGCAGCUCCGGGCGCAGCAGCAAGCGGCAGCCACGCAGCAGCAGCAACAGGCGGCCCCAGCUGCCCCCACGCCCCCCCGGCCCCUGGCCCCCCCAGGCCGGGCCGCAGGCCACGCAGGGGGGGGCCCUGCUGCGACCCCAGAACCCCGGCGCCAACCCCCAGCUCCGCAGCCUUCUGCUCAGCCAGCAGCCGCCCCAGCCCGGAGUCCCACAGUCCCAGCAGCCUUUGCACCACCUGCAGCAGGCGUCCCAGGGGCUGCUGCCCCAUCAGGCCAUGGGGCAGGCUAUGGGGCAGCAGCCGCUGCAGCUCCCUGGCCAGCCCCUCAUGCACCAGGCGCCCGGGCAGCAAUGGCCGGGCCAGAUGGCCCCGCGGGCCCCACUGCCAGGUAAGGGGGGGGAGCAGGGUCUGAACAACCCCCCAUCCUGCACCAGCGCCGGGCGAGGGGUCCCCGUGUACACCAGGUGA
Chrysemys picta bellii (western painted turtle) is the source of this 2321-nucleotide messenger RNA. The record is from RefSeq and is a predicted model, not a curated record. Lineage: Eukaryota; Metazoa; Chordata; Testudines; Emydidae.